GUGAUGCGAAGUUCACCUUUUAGGGCUUUUAUUAGGGUUUGUUCCAAAUCGGGUAAUCCCUACAAUUAAGGUUACCGAUUCAUGAUGACAUCGCCCGGAAAUUCGAACCUUCGGUAUCUUCCUUUUCCUUCUAUUUUACUACAAGUUUUAUUGCAAGGCAGAUACAAUACCGUGGGAGUCUGAUAGCCAAUAUGAAAAGACGCAGGCACAAAGCGGACACAUCCGUUGCUAUUGAGUCAUUUACAUAACAAAAGUGUUGGGACCUCGAGGAGUCAUUCUACCAGUCAAGCCGACUUUGUUACUGGUUUGAACUCUGCUCCGCCCGCGUAAACACAAGGAAUAGUUAUUGACUGUAACUAUUCCGAGUCGCUAACCUUGACGAAUACCACGCGUAUACAAAUAUAUCAAACAAGCAUAAAGCAAAUCAUCACCCUUACAGACAAGACAUCUAACCAUGUUGAACGAGGAAGAACGCAAAGAACUUUACCCACUCGGCGAGUUUAGGCACUCGUAUCCGCGCUUGAUCCGAAGACUAGCGGAAGCCAUGACAGCAAUGAUGGCUGACCGAGAUUACACUGACUUGACAUUGGAAUGUGACGGCGAGAAGUUCCCGGUCCAUAAGCUCGUUCUUUGUACUCAGUCCGAGGUGCUCAAGGCCGCUAGUGAAGAGCGUUGGAAGGAAGGAAAAGAAGGUGUCAUUCACAUCGAGGGAUUCGAUUCCUUGACAGUCCGCCGUAUGGUUGAGUUCCUAUAUACUGGGGACUAUGGUCAGGGCAAGCCAGAUUAUGUGCAUGUGGAUCCCCAUAACAGGGAAAUGUACGAUUGGGAUGAACCUUUCUCGGAAGAGGAAGAGAAUUAUUCUGGCGACAGCGAGGACGUUGAUACUCUUCAUAGCAAAUAUCCACGUACUCUAACGGAAUCUGAGGAAAUGAAGCAUGACUUCAUCAACGCCGUGGAACCACACAUAUGUGUCCAUGCGAUUGCGGAUUACUACAUGAUUGAUGACCUGAAAGACCUUGCUAAAAACAAGGCAAAGGUAACUCUCGAGAAGCAAGGGUGGUCUUCCAGGGGGUUCUUGGAGGUCGCCAACUACGCCUUUGAGACUACUAUGCCACCAAAGACACCAGAAGAGGAGCGGCAGUACUAUGGAAAAGAGAUCUUGCGCGAUGUCAUAGUCCGUGUAGCCCUUGAGCAUCUGAACGACAUCACUCUCCUGGAGGACUUUGACAAAUGGGAACUACACCCCCAAUUUGCAGUGAUAUUACUGCGAAACCAAGCCGCCAAAUACAAAUCCGACCGAGAAGAAUGGGCGCAGGAAAAAAAAGACCGUGAGAAGGAAGGGUGGAACCAGAUAAAUUCCUGGUGCAAACUUAUGAAUGAUCUGGACAUUGAGAGACGUCGAAAUUCGCGAAUGAAGAGGUGUAUCGACGCGAUACGAGAGUUGAAGACUUGUCGGAACUGUAACUGUACGUUCAAUGCUACGGUUCAUUCCCCGCGGCAUGAGACCGUUACUCUUGAUGGUGAGGAACAUCAUAUUGAAAAGUACGUGGUUCGGUGUAAGGAGUGCUUAAACACCAAGCAUCCUCGCCGUAACCGUGGAUGGAACACGGCAAGUGGCUGGGGUGAGCAAGCAACGCGGGGAUGACGCUGGCUACACCAGGUGGUAGAUCUACAUUGAUCUUAUCCCCUUGUUGUAUAUAGGUACCAAUCUAGAAUGCACGGAUUGCAAUG
Messenger RNA from Talaromyces stipitatus ATCC 10500, 1731 nucleotides. RefSeq lists its product as uncharacterized. Gene Ontology annotation, molecular function: protein binding. The record is from RefSeq and is a predicted model, not a curated record. The coding region runs from base 455 to 1645 and encodes 396 amino acids. Lineage: Eukaryota; Fungi; Ascomycota; Eurotiomycetes; Eurotiales; Trichocomaceae. The transcript is spliced from 2 exons.